Molecule: messenger RNA, 1638 nt
Organism: Symbiodinium sp. CCMP2592
Lineage: Eukaryota; Dinophyceae; Suessiales; Symbiodiniaceae
Source: the annotation of a GenBank genome assembly
AUGGCCGAGUGGUCCGCAAGCCCGGCUGUGAAGCAGGAGCUCUGCCAGCUUCGUGCCGGGCUCACCGACUCGAAGGCACGGCACCUCGACACAGCUCUGCUUUUGGAGCGGCUGUCAGGCCAAAAUGCUGCGCUGCGCCUGCAGCUCCGAGAGGGCCGAGAGGCUCAGCCGGAGGCAGGAGGAGCUGAGUCCACCCUGCGCACGUCCAGGUCUUGUCCAACUUCCAGAGCGGACAAAGAAAAUCGCCGUGAACUGCCAUCGCCAUCGGAGAAGCCGUGCACACCCAAGAAGCCGCACGCGCAGAUCCCGUGCUCGGGAGGGCAAGUCAAUGCAGGCGAGCUCGGGCUUUUAAGGCACCGGGUCUGGCAGCUGGAAAGGGAGCUGGAGGUGGAGAAGCGACGCAGCGCAGCGCUGCAGAAGAGAGUGGAUGGGCAAGAAGCGCAGCUGAAAGCUAGCGAGGCCACAGAUGUGGCACAGCUCAGAAACGAGCUUGCUUCUCUGAGAACAUGGGCGAAGCAAGUGCGGCUGGAGCAUGCAGCAGAGCAGGCCACCGCGGUCGCAGAGGCUUCUUCUCACUUCCUUCAGGCGCGAAUGAACGCUGACAAGCACACCGUCCAUGGGGAGACAGCAGACCAGCUUCGACAUGAACUGAAGCGAGAAGUUGAGGCAGCCCGUCUGCUCCACAAGGAGGAGCUCCGAGUCGCCACAGCCGAGCUUUCUGCACAACACACCUCGAACGAGUUUAAGGAGGAGUUGGCGGCUGCCGAGGUCUGCCGACAGUCCUGUGAAGAGAGUCGGCAGAAAGCUCAUUUGGAGGAGGAGGAGCUUGAGGCGAUUUCAACACUACUCAGAACCGAAGUGAUCCAAUCGGAGAAGGCGAUGCACGUGGCACGUAUGGAGAACCAAGUAAGGUGCCAGCAAGUCAAGGACCUGCGUCAGAAAGAGGCAGAGGAGCAGCAAGAGUACAAUUCGUUGGCUUUAGAUCGCGAUCGCUGGCGUGUGUGCUCCGCGAGCAUGGGCGAGAAUUACCAUCGAGAAGUCCUCGCUGCACAGCUCGAGCUAUCUGCGCAGAACCAGGAAGUGAGCCAGGCAUGCGCCGAGCUGCGUUCGGAGCUCACUGCGGCAGAGGCUGAGGUCAAUCCGCUCCGGACCAAGCUCCAAGAGGUGUCAGGCGAGAAUUCAUCUUUGUUGCAUGAAGGACGCUCUCUGAGGGAGCAAUUGGUGGAGUCUUUGCGAGAGGCCUCACGCAAUGGGGACCGACUCCUCGUGUCAUGGGAGAGGUGCAGGGCCGCCAGCGAGGAGGUCUCCUGUCUCAAAGCGGAGUUGGCCCAAGCUCGCGAGGAGGCCGCCGAGGUGGCGGAGGCGCUCGUGGAAGAGCAGUCCCAGGCAUCCGACCUGCGCUGCCGCCUGCGGAAGUCCGGACUGAUGCCAGCACUGGCCGCCGAAGGAACUCCGGAUCCUCGUGAACGCGAGGCCGUGUGCAAAUCUCCGCCGCUCUGGAGCCCUGCACAAGAUCUGUGGCCGAAGGUGCCCUCCAGUCCUGCAAGCAGCUGGCAGCCCCCCUGUUCGCCGGAGUUCCUGUCACCCAAGCUCGAGCGCAACCAAAAAAGAAAGCUGCUUCGUAGCCGUCGUCUUUAG